Molecule: messenger RNA, 1781 nt
Organism: Dinoponera quadriceps
Lineage: Eukaryota; Metazoa; Arthropoda; Insecta; Hymenoptera; Formicidae
Gene: Mvd
Product: diphosphomevalonate decarboxylase
Exons: 11
Coding region: 578-1744 (388 amino acids)
Biological process (GO): isopentenyl diphosphate biosynthetic process, mevalonate pathway; isoprenoid biosynthetic process
Cellular component (GO): cytosol
Molecular function (GO): diphosphomevalonate decarboxylase activity; ATP binding
Source: RefSeq, a predicted model, not a curated record
AAGCGAACAAAGAGAGAGACAGAGAGAUAGUUGGAAGAGGUGCUGACUCUUUCUAAUGCUAUGUGGAGGGGGCACCUCCAUUCUCUAGCUUCUCCUCUCCUUUCCAACCCUAACCCCUAACCUUUAUAUCGGCGUUCUCGUUUUGGCAGAUAAAAUGGUUAAUUCGUGUUGCGUUUGUGGCAUUGAAGCAGAACCACGGAGUGAUCGUUCUUUUCACAGUGCGGAGAAGGAAAGGAGGAGAAUGGAGGUGCCCCCUCCACAUAGCAUUAGAAAGAGUCAGCACCUCUUCCAACUAUCUCUCUGUCUCUCUCUUUGUUCGCUUCACUCGCUCGGCCUGGCGUGCCUGGUCUAUCUAUACAACGUCUUUGGAUAGCGCACUCUCCAAACGCACCUUGCGUGUGUAACUGCGUUUACGUUAGCUCUACCAGUAUUUUAGCAUCAUUGUGACUUGUGUCAGGUCGGAUCGAGUCGAGCAUCAUAUACCGCAGUAGUAACGCGGAUAGCAAAAAGGCAGAGAAAGGCGGUGUGAAAUCGGUGUGAAAUAGUGUGAAAAAACAAUCAAAAUACGCUUGUAAUCAUGAGUGUCAUUACCUGCCGUGCACCGUGCAAUAUUGCAGUUAUUAAAUACUGGGGAAAGAGAGAUGAAGCCUUAAUUUUGCCAACCAAUGAUUCUAUAAGUAUUACCAUAGACAUGCGCGAAAUGUAUGCAGAAACUACUGUCAUGAUCAGCCAGGACUUUAAAGAAGAUCGUAUUUGGCUGAAUAAGAAAGAAGAGGAUAUAAAAAAUCCAAGACUUCAAAAUUGUUUGAAUGAAAUCAAGAAACGGUCGAAUUUACCAGGCCAUAUGAAUGAUUGGAAGGUUCGCAUCUGUUCGAUCAACAGUUUUCCAACUGCGGCUGGUUUAGCCUCCAGUGCUGCAGGAUACGCGUGUCUAACGGCGGCAUUAGCUAAGCUUUACAAAGUAGAGGGUGACAUCAGUUCUAUAGCACGUUCCGGCUCUGGUUCAGCAUGUCGCAGUGUUAUGGGUGGUUUUGUGAGAUGGUACAUGGGAUCGGAUAAACAUGGCGCGGAUAGUUUCGCAAAAGAAAUCGCGCCUUCCUCUCAUUGGCCAGAAUUGAGGGCUUUAUUGAUAAUUGUAAACAGUGAACGGAAAAAAAUAUCGAGCACGAUCGGCAUGAGAAGAAGCAUGGAGACAUCUGAAUUCCUGCAGCACAGAAUAGCGAAUGUGGUCCCGGAAAGAGCCGAUAAAAUGGAACGUGCGAUUAUCGAGAAGGAUUUUAAGAUCUUCGCUGAGCUCACUAUGAAGGAUUCUAAUCAGAUACAUGCCGUAUGUCUCGACACGUAUCCUCCCUGCACUUACAUGAAUGAUAUUUCCUAUAGUAUUGCAGAUUUUGUACAUUCAUAUAAUGAUGCAGUGGAUGACGUAAAGGUUGCAUACACUUACGAUGCAGGACCGAAUGCAACAUUAUACUUAAUGGAGGAAGACUUGCCGGCGGUAAUAGGUGCCUUGGAUCAUUUCUUCCCUCCUCCUGAAGACAAUACGGUCCUGUAUAAAAGAGGAUUACGCAUUGAAGAGACCAAACCUUCACAAGAACUAUUGGAGAAAUUGAAGUUCCGAAAGCAUUCACCAGGACAAUUUGAGUAUACCAUAUGUAGUAAAGUAGGAGAUGGUCCUGUAUAUCUCAAAACUCACUUAUUAAAUGAUCAGGGGAUUCCUUUGUUUGAAUAUAAUAAGAGUUCUUAAUAUAUAUUUUUAUAACAUAUAUAUAUAUAUAUAUAUU